GUGUCGUGUCGUGUGGAAAGUCCUCUCCACUUCUUCAACUGUAGAUGAUGGUGUCCUUGGUCGGUCGUUCUGGGGUUCUGUGCCCUUAUUUACACACGACUAAUUUCAGCAUAUUCAGAUCCCUGUCAGCUUUAGUUCCUGCAGCUGUAAACUCAGGAGAUGCCUUGGUGAAUCAGAGAAAAUCAGGUCUUCUCCAUGGGGUGCGUUUUGCCCACACCGAUAUCAGGAUCCCUGACUUCUCCGACUACCGUCGUCCUGAGGUACAGGAUUCUAAGAAGUCCUCACAGGAGAGCAGUGAUGUGCGCAGGGCUUUCUCCUACCUGAUCACAGGCUCCACUGCUGUGGUGGGAGUUUACGCUGCCAAGACGGCUGUGACUCAGUUCGUCUCUUCCAUGAGCGCCUCUGCAGAUGUCCUGGCCUUGUCCAAAAUUGAGAUCAAGCUGAACGAUAUUCCAGAGGGGAAGAACAUGACAUUCAAAUGGAGAGGAAAGCCCCUGUUUGUUCGCCACAGAACCGAGAAGGAGAUCACAACUGAGGCUGACGUGAAUCUAUCAGAGCUCCGUGACCCACAACACGACACAGACCGAGUCAUCAAUCCUUCCUGGGUCAUCGUCAUCGGGGUGUGCACUCAUCUCGGCUGUGUUCCUAUUGCAAACGCUGGGGAUUACGGCGGGUACUACUGCCCGUGUCAUGGCUCACAUUAUGACGCCUCUGGGAGGAUCAGGAAGGGACCCGCACCCCUCAACUUAGAGGUGCCGUACUAUGAGUUUCCUGAUGAAGACACAGUGAUUGUUGGAUAGAUUUCCUAAUUACUUAAUCAGUGUAUGUGUCUGGACAAACUAAUAAAUAUUUUAAACCAUUCAAA
Messenger RNA from Neoarius graeffei (lesser salmon catfish), 865 nucleotides. Its product is annotated as cytochrome b-c1 complex subunit Rieske, mitochondrial-like. Lineage: Eukaryota; Metazoa; Chordata; Actinopteri; Siluriformes; Ariidae. Bases 45 to 800 code for a protein of 251 amino acids. The record is from RefSeq and is a predicted model, not a curated record. The transcript has 2 exons. Gene Ontology annotation, biological process: mitochondrial electron transport, ubiquinol to cytochrome c. Gene Ontology annotation, molecular function: quinol-cytochrome-c reductase activity; 2 iron, 2 sulfur cluster binding. Gene Ontology annotation, cellular component: membrane.